AUGAGCUAUCAACAAUUUCUCCAGUCGACUGGGAACUUGAAUGCCAACCUCAAGACAACCUCUCCUGGUUCAAUCCACCGUAAACCUGCAAAUGCUCCGAGUCCAUCCGUGGCGCCCUCUGGCUCAUCCUCCUUUCACGCCAGCGUCACUCAGAAUACGCCCCCGAACUCCUCGAAAGCUCCAUUCACGCCCGCCUCCUCGACGAACUCGCCUGCCCGUACAACCGCACCUAUUACGUUACCUCCCUACAGCCAUCCAGCUCGCACACCUUUGACAAAGACCCAUAUUGACGCUGCCCUGAAAGUAUGUCUCGAACUGCAAAAGACUGCAACGUCACUACACGAGAAGCGUCCUUUUGCAGCCCUUCUGCUAGCACCCGAUAACACCACAAUCCUCUUGACCCAUUACUCAAUCUCCCAUGUCCAGCAUGCUGAGACCGAACUAGCACGCUUGGCUGCAAUUCACUUCUCACAAAAGUACCUCGCUGCAUGUACACUGGUGUCCACCUGGGAGCCUUGCGCCAUGUGUACCGGAACGUUGUACUGGAGCAACAUAGGACGGCUCGUCUAUGCAGCUAGUGAGUCAAAAUUGAAUGAUUUGACGGGUGGAAACAAUGAUGAGAACAUGACAAUGUCGCUCCCCUGCCGGGAUGUGUUGAAGGCCGGGCAAAAAGAUGUCGAAGUGAUAGGACCAGUCAGUGAAUGGGAGGAGAAGGUGGUGGAGGAAAGCAGCAAAUGGUGGAAAACACAUCAGUUGAGAGAAUCGGAGGACAGGGCUCGAGAAGGCAGUGUGACUGGGAGCGAGAAACCCGGAAGUCUGUCAAGUAUGCGCCAGGGUACACCGACGACCUGGACUGGGGAAGAUAGUGUGCUGAGCAGCAUCAACGACGAGGGUGAAUACAAAGCCGAGUUGGAUAUUGAUUGGAUGAGAUAG
This is a messenger RNA of Capronia coronata CBS 617.96, 933 nucleotides long. RefSeq lists its product as uncharacterized. Bases 1 to 933 code for a protein of 310 amino acids. The record is from RefSeq and is a predicted model, not a curated record. Gene Ontology annotation, biological process: purine nucleoside catabolic process. The transcript has a single exon. Gene Ontology annotation, molecular function: guanosine deaminase activity. NCBI's taxonomy places the organism in Eukaryota, Fungi, Ascomycota, Eurotiomycetes, Chaetothyriales, Herpotrichiellaceae.